AUGUUAAUUUUUUUAAUUCGCCUUCAGUUGUUCGCUCUUUUCGUCCUUGCCUCUUUCUUCCUAUUCCCUCUAUCCACGCUCUCUUCCAUUUCCACCUCUCUACUCCCACUUUUCCCAGUUCUUUCUCAUACUCUCUUCUUCUCCAGGACAACUAUGCUCCCCUCUUUCUCUCUACACGCUCUUUCCUUACCUAUUUCUUUUCGCCGCCUGUUUCUCUUUCUUGCUUCUUCUCUCCACCCUCGUUCCCCGCCUAUUUCUCUUCCUCUCUGCACCCUCUUUCCCUGCUUAUUUCUCUUUUUCUCUACCUUCUCUAUCACAGCCUAUUUCUCUUUCUCUCUUCCACUCUGUACCAUCUUUUCUUGCCUAUUUCUUUCUCUUUUCUUAUGUACACCCUCUUUCCCCGCUUAUUUCUCUUUCUAUCCUGCUCCCCGCAUUCUCUUUCCCAGCUUAUUUAUCUUCCUCUCUAGACCCUCUUUCUCGCUUUCUCUCUACACCCUCUUUCCCCGUUUAUAUCGCUUUCUCUCUUCCUCUCUACAUCCUCUUUCCCCGCUUAUAUCAUUUUCCCCUCUACACCCUCUUUUCUCACCUAUUUCUCUUUCUCUUCAUCUCUACACCCUCUUUCCCCGCCUAUUUCUUUUUUUCUCUACUCCCUCUUUCUCUGUCUAUUUCUAUUUCUUUUCCUCUCUGCACCCUCUUUUCACGCUAUUUCUCUUUGUCUCUUUUUCUCUACACCCUCUUUCCUCGUCUAUUUCUCCUUCUCUCUUCUUCUCUACACCUUCUUUCCUCGUCUAUUUCUCCUUCUCUCUUUCUUUGUACUCAUGCCAUUUUUAUUUUCCUCUUUCAUUGUAUUAA
This is a messenger RNA of Acanthosepion pharaonis, 852 nucleotides long. The record is from the annotation of a GenBank genome assembly. Lineage: Eukaryota; Metazoa; Mollusca; Cephalopoda; Sepiida; Sepiidae.